Clupea harengus (Atlantic herring) is the source of this 2082-nucleotide messenger RNA. RefSeq names its product transmembrane protein 114 (gene tmem114). Gene Ontology annotation, cellular component: apical plasma membrane. The record is from RefSeq and is a predicted model, not a curated record. Lineage: Eukaryota; Metazoa; Chordata; Actinopteri; Clupeiformes; Clupeidae.
ACAGAUGCACAGCACACCCUCAUUCAGAGCGUCAGUCUCACUUGCACCUCCUGGGCGGCAGUGCAGAAACAACAGAGACAUGAGGCUGUCCCUGAGAUUUCUCACCCGAUUUGUAGGCGUCGUUGGACUCCUGAGCUUUGCAUGUCUGCUGGUGGCCAUUGGAACGGACUUUUGGUACAUAAUCCAUGUCUCUGAGCAGAGGCACAACUCCUCUGUGUCUCUGAGCUCACACACUGGACUGUGGAGAACUUGUAACUUUCAAAGCCAAUGCUCAUCCUUGGUGAAUCCCUUUAAAAAUGGUGGAAAUUUCACAUAUUCAGAGAGGCAAAUAUUAAACCUGCACGGCGCUUUCCUGGUGUUGCUGCCUCUCAGCGUGAUCAUUAUGGUGGUGAGCAGCGUGCUCGGUAUCAUCAAACUGUUGGCAAGGGCGCGCCGGCUCCUGGUGGUGACGGGAAUCCAGCUAAUUUUCGGUGCCCUGGUGACCAUGUGCGGUGUGUGCAUCUACGUGGCCUACUGGGCUGCAGCCUACAGGGAGGCAACCAGACUCGACCUGGCUCUCAACGGCGACGGCACCAAGACCCUCGAUGAUGGCGUGGACAUCCGCUUCGGCUGGUCCCUGGCACUGGCCUGCGUGUCGAGCCUGAGCGAAGCCCUCACGGGCGUCACGAUUCUGGUCAUCGCAUGGAGAAUGAGGCACCAAGAGCCGAGAGAGGACCAGGGCUUCGAAAUCCAAUAACACAAAUCAAAUCAAAGACGACAUGUUCAUCCGACAAAGACGGAUCAUCUGAUUUUGGACCAGGGGGAUCCUCAGGGACCAAAUGGCUCCUGACCAUCUGGAGAUGCUAGACAAUGACCUCAGUCUUACAGGCAGCCCUAAAGGCAGCAAAUGUUAAGAGUCAUUUUAGGCAAGGCAGACACACCGAGCAUUGGGUUACAGUUCUGGUUCUGACCUUCAUUAGGAGAUCACACCUCAAGUGUCAUGGCUCUUGGGGAUUUCAUGUAGCUGUUAGCACCUCUCCGGAGGGUUGUCAUGACGAAACAGCAUGAGAUUAAUGAUGUGGGUGGAAGGGUAAGGCUAGGUGAGAAAUAAUUACAUUGGUGGGACUGUAUACUAUACUGGGGAACACAGCUGUCUAUGCCUUGAUUGUGUAUAUACACACACACACACACACACACACACACACACACACACACACACACACACACACACACACACACACACACACACACACACACACACAUACACAGUAAAUAUACACACAGCUACUCAGUCACACUGUGAUGGUGUGACUCUUACACAGGCAUGCAAUACAUACAAACACAUACCGCACAUUGUACACACACAGAAACACACUCUUGUGUAAUCACACAUGCACCCAAACACACUCAUGCACACAUCCUGUACAUACAUAUGCAUUCAUUUUUAUGACGAGAGAUAAAUUAACACACAUAUGACAUAUCCACUCAAUUCACGAUAAGUAUUUUCUUGCAGCCACUUUACAGAUUUAAUUUGCACAGCAGAUUUAUUUUUAUCACACACACACAAUAUUCUACAGUACCUAAAUGUCUUUGGUAUUUACGUCACAAACGCUCAGCACAACAACAACAGAUUGCUAUUCGUCCUUGUAGAAUGGUAAUUAUAUUUAAGUAAGAUUGAUAAUCUUGUAAUUAGUUACCAGGUCUACCAUAUGGAUCAGUGACUGACCCUUCAAAAGAAAGGAAUUAGGAGCAGAACAUUGAAAACUGAUAGGAUAGAACCCCAUGCCUUUGUGCAAACCUGCUUCAUUCGGCUUUGGAGAGAUAACUUUCCUCUCUGGAAAGUUAUCGACACCCAACUGCGGCCAGUUGCCUUCAAAACUUGUAUUCCUGCUGGGAUAUAAACUGACUGGAUGUUCAAAACAUAAAUGUAUUUUAUAUUAUGGAAUGAGCUGUGGUGUGCCUAAUGUAUACUUACCAUCAAGCAUCAAGUGUUGAGAAGUGUCAUAGAAGAAAACUUUGUUCAUGCAUUUAAAAAGUGACAUAAUGUUCUUGUAUCAAAUGAAGUCUAAACAGUAUUAUAAAGUUGUUUGUUUGUGUUGAGCU